AUCAAAAGAAGACAUGUUGAGAAUGAUGCACGUGCACCAUUUUAGUUUGAUUGUAUUCAGCGAGAGUCCAUGGUGAAAGAUGUAAUGAUGAGUAAUGAUGCUGCUUUAAGGGCAGAUUCUGCUUGACAAAAUCCGUGCUUGCGUUUUCGGUCAAGAUUUAUAUAAUCUCCAGAUGGAAUAGAAGGUAACAGGUGUUUUUAUUGAUUAUUGUUGUUGGUAUAUACAGUUUGAGUUUUCCAUGUACAUGUGUAUAGUGCCAGCUACCUUCCCCUCAGAGUAGACCGUGCAGGCAUCGCACCAGAUAUAUAUAUAUAUAUAUAUAUAUACCGGUACUGGAUGAAACAGAGACGUGCUGUGAUGAGAGGUCGUCAGAGAUGGGGUCAACUUCUCGUGCUGAUGGUCACGGCGUUCGUCUGCUUUAACGUGUGGUUAACUCUGCGACUGAAAACCAACACCAGUCCAGCUGAAAGUAGUGACGUCAUAGUUAUUAACGCAAGAGCUCGCCAAAGUGAAAGAAAUACUAAAGACGUGCUGGGGCAUUUCACGCCUGAUGCUACUCCCUCAAAGCCACCAGUACCGCUUUUACCACAAACACAACUCAGUGACAAUUACAACCUCACCAUCGUUACUGCGUCCAACAAAAAAUUUUACAAAGCAUUGGUUAACUUUGUUGGGUCCGUGCACUUCUGGGAACCCUCCACAAAUCUCGUUAUUUAUGACUUGGGUCUCCGAGAAUCGCAACGAGAGUUCAUCCAAACAUGGUGCCGCACGGAACUCUUAAAAUUCGAUUUCAAAUCGUUUCCGCCCCACUUUGCGACCGUGGAUCAAUUUGCUUGGAAACCGAUCAUAAUCAGAGAGGCGGUCCGAAGAUUUGGGGUCAUCCUGUGGUCGGACGCAGGGAGCGAUAUUCGUGGCCCUCUCACCAAAAUACGAGAAUAUCUCCACCUGGACAAAUAUUUCUUUGUGCAGGGUCAAGACACAGACAUGGUAGAAACGUGCCACAAAAUGAUGUUCGAUUACUUGCAUCAAAACGUCACACGUUUCAAAGGAAAAUAUUCAUAUGCCGGGGGACUUCACGGCUGGGUAAAAGACAGCCGUGCUUUCAAUGAAAUCCUCCAGCCCUGGGUGACAUGCGCAAUGAAUGUAGACUGCAUAUCCCCCAAUGGCGCAAGUUUGUACGAUCACCGGUUCGAUCAGUCUGCCUUGUCUAUCCUCGCCCAUUCCUCUGGGCUGAAUAUCACGGCUCACACCGAGCUUCUGGCGGCCCACAGAAGUCAAGUUAAUAAAGACAAGAGCGUGGAGAGCCCCAUGAUAGUUCACACAGCCCGGGGAAGGAAUAGAGACUAUAUGGAAUUUUUAUGUUAUGACAUUAGCAAGUGGGACAGAAAAAGGGAGGGUAGAGAUAUUAAUUUUUAUUGAUUUUAAUUGCAUUUUAAUUUAUAAACAUAUAAGUGAUUUUUUAAUGAACAGACACUUGUAUGAAGAUGAGCGCGCGUCUGCGGUAGAAAUGAUGCUGCAAUGAGUAGGCCAUUACAGUCUAGUAAAAAGAGAAACAAGCGCUUCUUCUCAUCUGUCAAACUUUUACUGUUAUCUUUCUAAAACGAUACUCCACAAGAUCCACACAAUGGUAAUUGUGCCCCGUUCACCGCUGUUUUGUUAUUCGUUUCCAUUACCUCCAUACCUCGACCCCUUCACCUCAAUCAUAUCAGCUCGACCUCCAGGUCAUCCACCCUGGGAGUCACGGUACUCUCUGAGACAGCACGUCUGUUCUGGGAUAGGGCACGUUCUCUGUCUGGCCUCCGAACUUCAGGGUGAGCAUAGCCUAUUCUCCUCCUACAUGGUUAUCGUCAUUGAUUUUUGCUUUUGUUUGAUUGAACGGUUUUAUAAAGUUAAGGAUGCUAUGAAUUUUUACAGGAAAAUUUCACGCAAAGAUAGAGCUGGCGAGGAGAGCAACUCAAAACGGAAAUAUUCAGGCAUGGGCCUAAGUUUCGGUGGAGGGGGGUUGCUAUGCAAUAAAAGGAGAUUUUCUUUGUUUUGGUCAUUUUUCCUCCCCUGGGAUGCUACAGGGCCUUGCACUGAUGUGUUUUCAUUUAUGUCUUCACGUGUUUUGUACAUUACUGAACUAUCUUUUUAACUCAAUAGUGAAUAACAAUAAAUGGGUAAAUAAGACUAUGAAUAAACUAUUAUAUACUAAGUAAUACUAAUACGGGCUGGAAUUAGUUACCGAAAUAAUAAUAGUCUACUUCCGUGAGGAGUGAAAUAACCUGCUAGAGAUUUGAAAGUCAAAAGAACCGUUUUGGUUAUUAUUUUCGACAUGAUCAGCCAGUGCAAGUUAAAGAUAAUUCGUGUGAUAUGCUCAAAUUUUACAAAUUGUUUAACAAUCUUUCUAAAAUAUCUAGCGUUGAAAGGGCUGGAUGGAAGCUUGUACAAAAUGGCGGGAAUUAUAUAUAUUUCAUUUCUGAUAUCCAGAUUCCUUGCUGAUGCAAACUCAUAGUUUCAUGAUUCACAAAAUAAUUUUUUUCUGAAUAAAAUUAAACGUCACGAAUUUGGCGUGUAAAAAGCAUGACCGCACUUAACUCCAACUACUGAGAAAGUGGAUGUUGUUUCACACUAACUAAGUGCGUGUGGAACUGCUUUUAACUUGAUUUAAGUGUUUGUGUUUUGCGGUUUACAUUAAACCGAACUGAUACAUAAUUGGUGUGUGCAAGUUUUUCAAAAAUAAUUUUGCAGAUUUGUGGUUCACUUUAUGCAACCAGUUUGACGCGAAAAAAACAUGAGUUGAACAUAACGCAUACUAAAUACCUCUGUUGUUUUAAUCUGAUAUCGCUUCAUGUGCUUGUCCUUGCCUCGAAGUGUACUUUUAACUGAUAUGCCCUUACUAGUGUUACCUUUGUGCUUUUCAAAAUAAUUUCAAAGGCAAUCUUAAUGUAAUAAUUUUGACCUUGAGAGAACACAUACAAACCGUCCCUAAUAAGUCUGUUUAGAAACUAAAUAAGUGCUUGGCCUCAAUGUUUGUUCCCAUUCCUGUACACGCAUACCAACGGGGUUAUGUUUUUAUCAUUCCGACAAACAAGAAAAGAUUAAAAGCUUUAUUAUAUCAAAUUAGCCAACUACGCUACAAUUUUAGGUCCAGUAUACUUUUUUGAUACUAGCAAGCGCCGAUGAGUAGGAAGUUUUAGGUAAAUAUAGAUAAAAUAACCACACAACCUUUGAGUAGCCAGUUCUGUGCCUUUUCUCUUAUUCAGAGCAUUGGUCUAGAUCUUUUCUUGAUAAUUUCUGGUCUUAUUCUAUUUUACCUUUUGUGUACUGAAUUUUGACAGCAUGACAAUAAAAUUAAUCAGACUCCGCAAAUCCUUUUUUUAUUUAUCGUUAUUUUUUCACAUUUAGCUAGAGAGACAAAGAAACUGAUUGUCAACAAUCUGGAUACAAAAUAAAUUGUGUUGUUUCAGCUGGAAUGGUGCAACUGACAACAAUUUUUAAUAAAAUCGUUCAACAUAAGCGCAACGCUGACCUCCAUGACUACCCCAUAUCCUCCUUCAAAGAAG
Messenger RNA from Lingula anatina, 3545 nucleotides. RefSeq lists its product as uncharacterized. The record is from RefSeq and is a predicted model, not a curated record. Lineage: Eukaryota; Metazoa; Brachiopoda; Lingulata; Lingulida; Lingulidae.